AUGCCCUCUCGCUCUUCCUCCUCCUCCUCCUCCACCGUGCGCGUGGCGUGGAGCCUGGCGCGGGGCGUGUGCGGGAGCGAGGCCGAGUGCUGGGGGGGCCCCGGGGGGGCGGGGGGCGAGGGGCCGCGCCCGUUCCCUCAGCUCUGCCCCCUGCAGGUGCAGCUCGGCGACCGGCUGCUCUUCUCCCCCCUGGACCCGGCGCUGGCGGCCUACGGCGUCCGCCCGCUCGCCGUCUCCGAGGAGGACUUCCGAACCUGUGCCCCCCACGGCGGGAACGCCGACGGGACGGCGGAAGCGGAGACGGAGCCACUGCCCGCCGGCAACCGCUAUUUCUCCUCCGUCCACCAGGGCGGCGCCAAUCUCUGCGGGGCGGGCCUGCGGCUCAACGUCACCGUGAAGGGGCACCGGUGCCGCGGGGCCCCCUCCGAACCGCUCUGCUCGGGCCGGGGGGCCUGCCGGAGCCUGCCGCGGGACCCCGAGUACCGGUGCCGGUGCCCCGCCCCGUUCUCCGGAGAGUUCUGCGAGCGGUCGGACCCGUGCGUCCCGACCCCCUGCGCGUACGGGGCGGCCUGCGUGAGCGCGGGGCUCGGGUACGAGUGCCUGUGCCCCUCCCACCUCACAGGUGUAAACUGUUCUGAAGUGAUUGGGAAUUGUGACAAAGGAUGUCUCCGUGGAAGAUGCCAUCAGGUGACUCCAAACUCCUUCCGCUGCAUCUGCGAUCCAGGACACACGGGUCCCCUGUGCGAGGAGCGGGCGGGCCGCUGCGCCUCGGCGCCGUGCCGAAACGGAGCCGCGUGCAGAGACGGCGCGGACGGCUACGCGUGCGAGUGCCCGGAGCGCUUCACGGGCCGCCACUGCGACGUCCAGCUCCAGCGCCGCUGCGCGUCGCCCGGGUGCCAGAGCGAACCGGACUGCCUCACCGAGCCAAACAACCGCGCGUGUGUCUGCGCAGACGGCGUCGCGGACGCGCGGUGCAGGGACCGCCGCGGGGCCUGCCAAUCAGAGCCCUGCCUCAACAACGGCAUCUGCCUGCCACAGGGGGAGGAGUACCGCUGCAGGUGCCCCAGAGGCCUCGCCGGAGAGAACUGCGAGAAAAUGGCCGACCGCUGCGGGCAGCUGAACGUCACCUGCCUGAACGGCGGACUGUGCCUGAACACCGUCGAUGGACACAGCUGUCUGUGUGCCCCCGGAUGGACGGGCGACGCCUGUCAGCACGUGGAGGACUGCUUGAUCCACCCCGGCCGCUGCCUCCACGGUGCCACGUGCGUGGACACCAGCCUGCCGUGGACGGCCCCCCAGUACCGCUGCUCCUGCCCCCAGGGCUACACAGGGGCCCACUGCGAGACGGAGCUGAAGGAGUGCGACUCCGCCCCCUGCCUGCACGGCGGGACCUGCACGGACCUGGCGGGCGGCUACAGAUGCACCUGUCCCGCGGGGUUUUUGGGCGAGAACUGUGAGGUGGAUGUUGACGCCUGUGUCCUGCCAAACACCACCUGCCCCCCAGGAGCCCUGUGCGUGGACCUGCCCGAGGGGCUUCAGUACACCUGCCGCGUGCCCUGCCCACCCCACACACAGCCGUGCGCCAACGGGGGGCGCUGUUUCCUGGACGACGCCGGCGGACGCGGCUGCGCGUGCGCCCCCGGGUGGACCGGACACGCCUGUCUGGAGGACGUGAACGACUGCGAGAAGCACUGGUGUCAGAACGGGGCCACCUGCGUGGACGAGGUCGACGGCUACAGGUGCCUGUGUCUCCAUGGCUUCACUGGGCCCUACUGUGAGCAGGACGUAGAUUUCUGCGUCGGAAACCUGUGCUCCGAGCACGGCACGUGCCUCGACCAGCGGAACAACUACACGUGCCGCUGCAUGCUGGGAUACGAGGGGAGGCACUGCGAGCGGGAGACGGACGAGUGCCGGAGCUCGCCGUGCGGGGGCGGGGCCUCCUGCGUGGAUGCGGUCGGGGGCUUCCUCUGCCUCUGCCCCCCCGGGUUCGAAGGUGGAACAUGCGAGGAGACUGCGAAUCACUGCCGGUCUACACCCUGUCUGAACCAAGGGACCUGCGUGAAUCUGAUCAAUAACUACACUUGUGUUUGCCCUCCCGGUCUGACUGGGCGGUUUUGUGAAGCGGAGACGGGCGCCUGCGAGGACAGCCCCUGCGGGCCCUUCGGUGUCUGCAGAGACGCCCCGGGCGGCCACCGCUGCUUCUGCGCGCCCGGCUUUAUCGGCACUGAAUGCCAGAUUGAGGUAGACGAGUGUCUGAGUGGACCCUGCCGAAACGGCGGCUCCUGCGUCGAUGAGCUGGACGGCUUCAGCUGCCUCUGCCCAGCUGGGCUCACAGGCUACUCAUGCGAAAUCAACAUAGACGAGUGUCACUCAUCGCCCUGUCGCCAUGGCGCCGCGUGCCGCGACCUCGUCGGCGGCUACGAGUGCCUGUGCCUCCCCGGCUUCGAGGGCGCAGAGUGUCAGGUGGACGUUGACGAGUGCCUCUCCUCUCCGUGCCAGAGCGGGGCGGCCUGCAUUGACCAGCCUGGUAAUUACGCCUGCCAGUGCGUGGCUCCAUUCAAAGGUGUGAACUGCGAGCCCUCGCCGUGCGAGGCCGGUGGCCGCUGUGAGAACGGAGGGGAGUGCGUGGAGGAGCGCGACCGCGCCCUCUUCCCCCUGGGGUCCCGCUGCCGCUGCCCCCCCGGGUUCGCGGGACCCCGCUGCGAGCUCGACGUGAACGAGUGCGGCUCCGCCCCCUGCCUCCACGGAUUCUGCUACGACGUCGUAGGUGGAUUUUACUGCCUCUGCGAUCCCGGCUACGCUGGAGCGAGAUGCGAGAGGGGUAUCGACGACUGCGUCGGCAACGCGUGCCAGAACAACGCCACCUGCAGGGAUCUGCAUCUGGGGUACCAGUGCCUCUGCCAGCCCGGCUGGGAGGGCGAACUCUGCGACCGGGAGACAGACGAGUGCUCCUCGGGACCCUGCCGAAACGGCGGCGUCUGCUCCGACCUGCUGAACGGCUACAGGUGCGCGUGCUCCGCGGGCUGGGAGGGGCCCGACUGCUCGGAGGACGUGAACGAGUGCGACUCGGACCCGUGCCUGAACGGGGGCCGGUGCGCGGAGUCCGCCUCCCCGGGCCGGUUCUCCUGCUCCUGCCCCCCGCUCUUCACGGGACGCCUGUGCCACCUGCCGCGCGACCCCUGCGCCGCCCCCCACGACCCCUGCCUGCACGGCUCCGCCUGCGGCGCGCGUGCGGACGGGUCCGUCUCCUGCACCUGCCUGCCAGGUGAGAGCGCGAACCGAACGACCCCCGGCACGCUGAGCACUUCAUCAUCUCCACCAUUAGCAUAGCUAUUAUAGCCUACCGGUGCUGUUACAGCACGCCUGAUUCAUAUGAGUCAUUA
Molecule: messenger RNA, 3383 nt
Organism: Anguilla anguilla (European eel)
Lineage: Eukaryota; Metazoa; Chordata; Actinopteri; Anguilliformes; Anguillidae
Product: protein eyes shut homolog
Exons: 20
Coding region: 1-3330 (1109 amino acids)
Biological process (GO): establishment or maintenance of epithelial cell apical/basal polarity; heterophilic cell-cell adhesion
Cellular component (GO): plasma membrane; protein-containing complex
Molecular function (GO): calcium ion binding
Source: RefSeq, a predicted model, not a curated record